This is a messenger RNA of Didymella exigua CBS 183.55, 828 nucleotides long. RefSeq lists its product as uncharacterized. Bases 190 to 657 code for a protein of 155 amino acids. The transcript has a single exon. Lineage: Eukaryota; Fungi; Ascomycota; Dothideomycetes; Pleosporales; Didymellaceae. The record is from RefSeq and is a predicted model, not a curated record.
ACCCUGCACCUAAACAGGAAGCCGCCAUUGUGUGCCGCCGCACAGAAGGUCGCGGUCGCACACAGCAAUGGCUGGUGCCAUCUCCGGCACGCAGGCAGCACAAACCUAAUCUGAACUGCAUACAGCGAUCUACUCUAUCUCAGUCAAGUCUCCCGAGCAACGCGUCGCGUGGCUUCUGACUGUCUCCAGAUGCUCAAUCCACGACUGCACGGGCUGCACGGGCCACACGUAGCGCGAACCAUCCCCGUGUCAACAACCUCGUCUGCUCUGAUCCUUUCCGUCUUGCUCUGUGCUCCAGGCCAUGUCGCGCGUGAUUGCGGCAUGAUAUCGAGCCAUAUUCGUCGCACUACAGGCAUCACCAGGUCCAUUUUUCCGCCGAACCAUUCAAACACGGCAGGUGCCUUGAAUGUACCUAGGUACCCUCGGCUCGCUGGCUGGGGGCUCAACGAACCGCCCCUUACGGACUAUCUCCACUUUCGGCCAUUUCCUGGAUUAAUUCGAUGGCGGAAGAUUAAUCGUGCUGACGCCAAACUCGAGAAAGGCUUCGCCCUUACUGCCACAACGACCACAGGUACCACCGGUCGGUCGAUUCAGCGUCAGCUACAGGCCUACGAAUCUACCGCUGGCCUAUCUAGUAUCUUGCGCAAUAGGUACUGAUGAUUCCGAUGGCGCUGAUAGGCUCAACCCUUCACCACGGUCUGCCUGCUGCCGAAUGUCCUCCCACCAACGCAACUUCAGCCAAGCGGGGCUGCGCUCUGCGGGUCCAUCCACUUGGAGUUUGAGAAUGGACCCAGCGGCGCCAGACUUGUCAUGCAAUCUUGCAUCGCC